Molecule: messenger RNA, 1011 nt
Organism: Penicillium salamii
Lineage: Eukaryota; Fungi; Ascomycota; Eurotiomycetes; Eurotiales; Aspergillaceae
Source: the annotation of a GenBank genome assembly
AUGAGUGACACCAUGAGAGCUAUCGGCAUCAAAGGCGGCAAAGGCCCCGCCACAAGCCUGUUCAUUGAUCAGAUUGCCAAGCCAAUUCCCAAAGAGGGAGAAGCCAUCGUCAAGAUCCGUGCAUUCGGAUUAAACCGCAUGGAUCUCUUGCAGCGAGAGGGUCUAUAUCCACUCCCGCCACAGGCCCCUGAAACAAUGGGCGUUGAGUUCUCCGGUGUCAUUGAGCAAUUCGGACCCGAUGGACAUGAGGAUUUCAAAAUCGGUGACGAAGUCCUUGGUCUUGCUUAUGGUGGUGCUUAUGCAGAGUACAUUGCUGUCUCUGCUAAAAUGCUGGUCCACAAGCCCAAGGAGUUAUCCUGGGAAGAAGCAGCCGGUGUCCCGGAGACUUGGAUCACAGCCUCCCAGGCUCUAUUCUUGAUCGGUGACUUCCAAUCCGGCCAAUCUGUCCUGUGGCACGCGGGCGCUUCAUCGGUUUCCAUUUCCGGAAUCCAACUCGCCAAGGCAGCUGGCGCAAGUGCCAUCUACGCCACAGCCGGAUCUCAAGAGAAGAUCGACUUCCUUGAGAAAGAGCUCGGCGUCACCAAAGCAUUCAAUUACAAGACUCAAGACUGGGCGUCUGAGAUUCAGAAAGUCACUGGUGGAGCUGGAGUGAAUCUCACAGUUGACUUUAUCGGCGCCACUUAUUUCCAGGGUAAUUUGGAUGUGGCGGCUAGGGAUGGCCGUGUUGUGCUCCUUGGUUUGAUGGGUGGUGGUAAGUUGCCUGAUGGAGUGAAUAUUGCGCCUUUGUUGUUUAAGCGCGUGCGCGUUGAGGGGAGUACGCUUCGAUCUCGGGAUGUGGAAUAUCAGCGUAAGUUGCGAGAUAUUCUGGUUGAUCAUGCGCUGCCUAAGUUUGUGGAUGGCACUUUUAAGGUGUUUGUUGAGAAGGUUUUGCCGUUUGAGGGGAUUGAGGAGGCUCAUAAGUUGCUUGAGAGUAACACUACGAAGGGCAAGAUUAUUUGUGUUUUUGAGUGA